AUGGAGUCUCCCAAGCAGAAAUACUUCCCCACAUGGCAAUUGUUCCUUCUGGGGCUAUGCCGCAUCGCCGAGCCAGUCGCUCUGACCUCCCCCCUCCCGUACGCAUAUGACCUGAUGAUCCAUCUGCUGCGCAAUGGCGACAGCGGCAACGACGACAGCGGCAACGACGACAGCGGCAACAACCCGGCUGCGUUCUACGCCGGGCUCUUUGUGGCUGCUUUCUCCGCGGCGGAGACGCUGACAGGGUUCUGGUGGGGGGCGCUCUCCGACCGGAUCGGAAGAAAGCCCGUCCUGUUGCUGGGAUGCGCGGGCACGAUCUUAUCCAUGUUUAUGCUUGGCUUUGCGACCAGCAUCUGGAAGGCCAUUUUCGCAAGGGUGCUGGGGGGUGCCUUGAAUGGGAAUGUCGGGGUGGUUCAGACCAUGGUGAGCGAGAUGGUGAGCCGGUCGGAGCAUGAAGGUGGGCUUGACGAUGUAGCACGGGCGUAUGCUGUCAUACCGUUCUUUUUCAGCAUCGGAUGCACAAUCGGCCCGGCCCUCGGGGGGUUAUUGGCGCAGCAGCAGCUGAAUCUGGGAAAAGGUGGGCGUGAGCACUUUCUCUGCUUGUUGCUGCGUCAGUAUCCCUAUCUGCUGCCGAACCUUGCGUGUGCGGGUAUGGUUCUGUCCACGAUGGUGCUGGCUUGGUGCGCUCUAGAUGAGACCCAUCCGGAGUUGAGAUUGAAGCGCACAGAUGAACAACAGCAACAGGAACCAGCCCAGUCUGAAAGUUCGCCCCUCCUUCUGCAUCACCCGGCCAGUUCGGAUUCUGCUUCUGCCCGUGCCCAUGCGCCGACUGAGGGAGUUGCUAUCCCGGCCUUCUCGCUGUGGCGUCUGAACCGCAACGUCAAGAUGCUGAUCAGCGCCGUCUGCUUGCUGAGUGCACAUACCGUCACCUACAUCCAGCUGCUGCCCAUCUUCCUCCGGACCCCGCGCGAUCCCAGCGUGCCUCGGUACUACAUCGGCGGGGUGGGCGGCCUCGACAUGAGCCUGUCGACGGUGGGUCUGGUGAUGGGCAUCAAUGGGAUCAUCAGCCUGGGCAUUCAGUUGCUCUUCCCCGUGUGCACGGACUGGUUCGGCCUCGGCCGUACGUUGCUGGUCGUGACCUUCCUCCACCCGGUCGCCUACUUCUGCCUGCCCUAUCUCCCGUUCCUGCCGGCGCGCAGGUGGCGGCCGGUCGGGCUGUGGACCUGGCUGGUGGUGCGGAAUGUCUUCUCGUCAUUCAGCUACCCGGCCCUGUUGAUCUUCAUCAAGCGGUGGACGCCGGAUCCGUUGAUCUUGGGAAGGGUGAACGGGCUGGUGACGAGUGCGGGCGCGGCGUGUCGGACCUUCUCCCCCACUGUUGCGGGUCUGUUGCAGAGCAUUGGGGAAAACCACCAUUUCAGUGCGUCGGCGUGGUGGGGGUCCGGUGUGAUUGCUUUGCUUGCGGCGCUGCAGACAUGGUACUUGGAGCUGGACGGUGAGCAGGGGGUUCCUGAGGCUUGCUGA
Molecule: messenger RNA, 1521 nt
Organism: Aspergillus uvarum CBS 121591
Lineage: Eukaryota; Fungi; Ascomycota; Eurotiomycetes; Eurotiales; Aspergillaceae
Product: MFS general substrate transporter
Exons: 3
Coding region: 1-1521 (506 amino acids)
Biological process (GO): transmembrane transport
Molecular function (GO): transmembrane transporter activity
Source: RefSeq, a predicted model, not a curated record